AUGGGUACCGUCUGUCGGCCAUCUUGUUUUGUACCCGGCUCAAGAAUAGAUUGCUUCAAUCCGCAGGCGCGUCAUGCUGAAAGUCUCGGAGUUGACGGUAUCUCCGCACUACCUCCUACCUACCAUAAGCCGCCGUCAGAAGAGCUCCUGGCUGACUAUCUGGCCGAGGUGGCAGCAGCUGCACCUAACACACCAUUUCUCUACUAUGAAUAUGACGUCGCCUCAGGCGUAUACAUGAAUAUCUCAAAGCUGUUGAACAUGGUAGACGAUAGAAUUCCAACGUUUUACGGCUUAAAGCACACCACAGCUGACCUUAACUCAGCGCUCAACUGCACUCUGGCCUGCAACAGAAAAUAUAAAAUAUUUUAUGGAACUGAAACGCUGUUCUUACCAUCCCUCAGUCUUGGCAUCCCUGAUUGCAUCACUUCGGCGUACAUGGGCCAGUUCUUCCGCGAUGUAAAAUAUUCCGUCGCCAAGGGUGAUUUAAAAUCCGCCCAAGCUGCACAGGUGAAAGCCCUGCAGUUAAAAAACAUUCAAAAUAAAUAUGGCGGAGGCAUCACUAGUGCCAAGGCGAUGUUUGAACUGAUAUCCGGUGUCAAGGUCGGAGGUCCUAGGUUACCGUUGCCAACCAUGGAAUCACGUGACAUGCAGCUGAUGAAAGCAGACCUUGUUGCUGGCGGAUUUAUUAAGGAAAGCACUGUGAAAGGAAUGUGAAAACUAUUUAGUUAAACAUUUGUUCCAGAAAUUUUUUUGUUAUCAUGGGCAAUGGAUCAAGUUGAUAAAAUGAACACGAAUUCAGACAAACUGCCGUGUAUAAAGCCUUAUACCAGAACAUGCUUUUUAAUGUUGCAUUCUAUAAAAUGUGAGGGCAAGAAAAUGAAGGGAGUAUGUGAGGAAUGUGUGAGGAAGAUAAAAGGAAAUCAACUAAAUAAUUACAAUCAAUGACGGUCACAUAUGUUAAUCAAGAAAAUAAUUUGUUUCUCGAUAUAUAUUAUGUUGAAAUGAAGUAUACCAUUUAAGCUUUUGAUUAAGUAUUGAGUUCAUUGAAGUAUUACACAAUAAAGAAUGAUGUUUUGAUUAAGUAUUAAGUAUAAAUUGUGGUAUUAAUUGAAGUAUUAGAUAAUAACCUAAAUAUCAAUUUGAUUAAAUAUUGCUUCAUUAAUGUAUAAAUGUGCUUUAGAUAUAUGUACUAAAUGCUUCAACGUAUUUUGCUGAGUAUUUGAAUCUCGUGUGGUGUUUGAUUAUUGAUGCUUUAUGCACCAUAAAGAUAUAUCUGCCAUGGAUUUUUGGUAAUAAAACGUUUAACUUAAA
Mya arenaria is the source of this 1311-nucleotide messenger RNA. Its product is annotated as N-acetylneuraminate lyase-like. Gene Ontology annotation, molecular function: N-acetylneuraminate lyase activity; 4-hydroxy-tetrahydrodipicolinate synthase activity. The transcript is spliced from 6 exons. Gene Ontology annotation, biological process: N-acetylneuraminate catabolic process. Bases 1 to 714 code for a protein of 237 amino acids. The record is from RefSeq and is a predicted model, not a curated record. Lineage: Eukaryota; Metazoa; Mollusca; Bivalvia; Myida; Myidae.